Molecule: messenger RNA, 448 nt
Organism: Prorocentrum cordatum
Lineage: Eukaryota; Dinophyceae; Prorocentrales; Prorocentraceae
Source: the annotation of a GenBank genome assembly
AGAAUGACCAGGCUCAAGCAAGAAGUUUGCAUGGCCACGCCGUACGCUCUGUAUCAAUAUUAGUGUCUCCUAUGGUCAUUGACAUCAAUGUAGCAAGGCCGGUGUUGAAGCUGGCCAUUUCGGUGAUCGUCCUGCAGGUCCUGCAGCCUGCGGAGGCAUCUCGGGACCACCACGACGGUUCCGACCAGAGAUGGCACCACCGCAAUUUGCGCCAGGCGAGCAGGUGGCGGGCGCCGGAGGCGGCGGAGGAGGACGCGGCGGUGCCCGCUGAGGAGGCCAGAGGGGGCCCGCUGGACACGAUCAAGGACGCGUUGGAGGAGGGAAACACCUUUGGCGGGUCCACCGAGACGGAGCAGUCCAAGAAGCCCCUCAUGACGAAGAUCAACGUCAUGCGGGCCCAGCUCUGCUGGACUAGACCAGACCUCUGGAACCACAAGGAGCAGUCGGC